AUGCUUAAUCCACAAGAGGCCUUAUGUCAUGUCGCUUCUCGACCUUCGUUUGUCACCAAGACGCCUCCCAACAUUGAUUCCAAUACCGUCAUCGUUGCGGUCGCGUCUCCAGAUCUGGACACAGGCAUCCAGAGCCGUGAUGGGUGGUUUCUGUCAGACUUUUAUGCCUUUAACUACCUGUUCAAAGGCUUGGGGCAUUCUCAAACUUGGUUGACAGCAGCAGAUCCGGAGCGUCUGCUUGAGACCUAUGGAAACUACUUGCAUGGGAACCCGUAUCAAGAACAAAAGGUGGUUCUCAGCUCUUCGCUACUCCAGAACGGGGAGAUCACACCACCCGUGGUCGUUGAGCCUCAAGGCAUGAUUGACCGUUUCUUGAACGAGGUUGAACGCGCUUCGGUGGAAGCAGCAAAGAACGACCGUCCGUUGCUUAUCAUGGUCUUCUGUCAUGGGCUCGUUGACCAUAGGUUCCUUCUGGAUGCGUCUGAUGACGCGAGAGGGCUCAAAGCAAAUCGACUGAGAGAAGCGAUUGCAGAUGGGUGCCGCGCGACCAUCCUGACAUCGGCAUGCUAUGCUGAGGGGUGGAUUGUCAAAGACCUGAAGGGCAACAACCAACAUCCACCGAGUGCCACGCCAGGGGAACAGUCUGAAUCGUGGGUGCUAUCUCCCAGCGCCAGUAAGCUCGCUUACGGAUCAGUCUUUGCCAGUUCGGUGAUUGCGACUCUGAAAUCCAAGGGAAGCCCUCUCUUUGCUGCUGAGGAUGAUGGGGAGGAGAAUGAGGAGAAAAAAGCUAGCGAUGGGAAAGAAGUCGAGACGUUUCAGCCCGACCGGCCUAACGAGAUCCAAAAGGAGACAUAUAGAAGCUUCCGUCGGUCCGUCCUCGAUGCUUGCAAGGGUAAACUACAUCGAAUGGCGUAUGACCAAGGAUUCUGUUUUAGUGCCCUGAACGACCAGUGGUCCUGGCCCUGGAUCAAGCGCACAGGUACGCCGUUGGCACAGUUCCAGUCACGCUGGGAUGCACUCGAAACUGUCAAGUUUUCUGGAGAUGAGGCACAGAGGCUGUUUGGUGAUCCGGAUGACAGCAACGACUGGGCCCCGCCAAGCCAGACUAGUGACACUGAGGUGCAAAAGAGAAUGGAGGAACUCUUUUAUCAACAACGCGUCCCCCCUCUGGCCAAACUUCUCCUCGAGACUUGUCCUGGAGAUUGGAGCAAGGGCUGGGGUAAUCGGGACCGCGGUUAUCUGGAACAACUCGCCACUGGCGUUGUGAUCCCAAGAGAGGAAAGCGCUUAUAGCAAUGCGGAUCCCAUGGAAUUCAUACGCUAUCGUUUGGAGACCGCCGCGAUGGCAGACCGCAUAGUCAGCCUUUUCCAACUCCCCGUGCCGUUUGGCGAAUCUUGCAGUAUGUGCGACAUCGACCGCUUCUAUGCAAGGGCGGGGAAAGAGUCGGAGGGUUACUCCAGGCGUUACUCCAUAGUCUGGUCAUGCCUCGCAAAGGAUUUGUUCCCGGUGCCUGGCAACAUUCAAGGCCAUCAGUUCGCCAGGCCUUUUCGCUAUAUUGUCGCGGCAGCAUCCAUGAUGCCGUUGAGUGACGAAAAAAUAGAAUCUCUCGCAGAUGAGAUCCUCGAGUACACUGGUAGGCUCCGCAAAGGUGUGGAAGAAGGCGUCGCCACAAACGAGGAGGUUGUCCGCCAGAGCCGACGUUGGAUUGCAUCAAUCGGUCGAAAGGCCCGUCAUUAG
Colletotrichum tamarilloi is the source of this 1737-nucleotide messenger RNA. RefSeq lists its product as uncharacterized. Lineage: Eukaryota; Fungi; Ascomycota; Sordariomycetes; Glomerellales; Glomerellaceae. The transcript is spliced from 2 exons. The record is from RefSeq and is a predicted model, not a curated record. Bases 1 to 1737 code for a protein of 578 amino acids.